This is a messenger RNA of Colletotrichum fioriniae, 807 nucleotides long. NCBI's taxonomy places the organism in Eukaryota, Fungi, Ascomycota, Sordariomycetes, Glomerellales, Glomerellaceae. The record is from RefSeq and is a predicted model, not a curated record.
AUGCCGCGGUUUCCAGUAGCCCGGCUGCUCCUGGCAUUGCUAGCAACGGCCUUCACCAACGCCCAAGUUUUCGAUCAGGCGCAGUACAGCAUCCCUUGCGUGAUGCAAUACGUCGGCUGUGUCCUCAUCCCAAACUUCAACACGGCCUUCAGCCGUCUACUGGGCGACGCUGCUUUGACUCCUGGAAAGUGCCAGCGAUUCUGCAGCAAUCUUGGUUCGACCGGUUGCUAUCACUACCACGUGCGGAACCAGCAGUACCACUGCCACGACAUUGUCUUCAUCCUCGACGAUGACCUCUCAGACAACCACAAACACGCCCUUGACAACGUCGUCACCGACAUCAACCUCCUCCGACUCCUCGUCAUCUUCGUCCUCCUCGACGACCUCAACAACGUCGACCUCAACGACCUCAACGACCUCGACAACCUCAAUGGCCUCGACAACCUCGACAACCUCAACAACCUCAACGACAAGAAGCAUCCCAACGUUCCCACUGGACGAGAGCCUCCUCAACUCUACGAGUUCGAGUUCGUCUUCGGACGUCUCCUCUACUUCAACUACGUCUUCUCUUUCGUCGAGCACAGAUACUUUGGUUUCUGGAACCAGUACGACCUCUGGUUUCAGCACACUCUCCAGCACAUCAUCUUCAGCGACAACUUCAAGCCAGUCAGCGACCUUGAGCACUUCAGCCUCGACUACACCAGUGUCAAGCGCUCCCAGCAGCGGAUCCUCUCCUACAACUCUACCGCUUUCCUCAACGUCUCCUACUUCAGUCCCUACUUCAGUUCCCGCUUCAACUCCUUCUGA